Messenger RNA from Suillus paluster, 898 nucleotides. RefSeq lists its product as uncharacterized. The coding region runs from base 376 to 795 and encodes 139 amino acids. Lineage: Eukaryota; Fungi; Basidiomycota; Agaricomycetes; Boletales; Suillaceae. The transcript has 4 exons. The record is from RefSeq and is a predicted model, not a curated record.
UUACUAUACGAGCAGCCUCACUCCCCUUCCCAGUUCAUUCACCUCCCUAAGAAAACUCGACAGCACGACUAACAUUCGUCAAUCCCCAAAAACUCGUUUCAAACAUUCAACUGGCAUGUCUUCCACCUCCGUGACAGGCUGGUACCGCAUUAUUGAACACCACAUCCAACCAUCCAAACGCCUCACGGGUGCGAUCAAAUGCCUCAUCGACAUCUUCUUGCUUCGUGACAUCGACCUUGAGCACCAGGAACUUGAAUAUCGAGCCGCAAGAUCGCACAGGCCCUCUGGUUUGCAGAGAGUCGCUACUAUGAUGUCUCCUUGGCUGAGUGCGUACUCUGUCAUGCACCUUCCGAAUCCCGACGACGUGCUCGUCACAUGAUGGGUUUUCCUGCUUCGGUCGUGGCUUUUAUGCCACUAUGUCGUGCCCCAGUCGGAAACAUUUGUAAGACUUGUCACUGGAAAUGCUACGUCGGAGAGUUGACAGAUCAGCAGUUCGUGAGCGCCGUCGGACGCAGGUCACUAGUACUUUGGCACUCUCAAAAACCAAAUACUCAGGGAACAUCAGUCAACUCACUCAUCAUGUACUUGUCUUAUCUUCCCUAUGUUUUACUCCGUAAGUCUCAGGAUCAAUUGAUACGUAUUACCGCUUCAAGUCCUAUCAGCCGGACGGACGUACUACUGAUUUCCAUCGGAUGGUAUCGCCAGCAGAACAAACGGAGCAAAAGCUCACCGAUCAUCUUCGUCCUCAUGAACGCUUCCAAGAUUCCAAGGAUAGGUCUUCGACUACUAAUCUGAAGCACCAUGCCAUUGGCUGCUGUGGCAAAGAGGCAGUUGACCUUGCAUUUAGUAGCGGAAAGGUACAGGCACAGAGUGGGUCAAUCUUCUCCACCUUUGCUCG